Molecule: messenger RNA, 2004 nt
Organism: Cotesia congregata
Lineage: Eukaryota; Metazoa; Arthropoda; Insecta; Hymenoptera; Braconidae
Source: the annotation of a GenBank genome assembly
AAAAUAUAUAAAAAGCCCAAUAGGAUUAUUUUAGGCAAAUUAUCAAGUGAUAUAUAUAUAUAUAUUAUUAAUAAUAAUUCUCGGGUGACAGUGUCUCAUUCAGUGGAUAAAUUCGUCGUAAGGGGAGGUCCCGCGGGCAACAACAAUACCACUCUGGAUACCACGCUGCUCCUAUGUCCCCGCGGCGCCGUUGGCGGUUGCAACACCCCCGGCAGUAGAGUGGAUCCCUGGUGGAAUCCUGAUACGACAACAACAACAACAACAACAACAACAACGACAGCAAAACCAACAUUGUCUUCACCAACCUCAUCAACUUGUUCACGAGAUUCAUUAACGGGUAUUCUUUCGUCACUUAAUGUAAGAAUUAAAUCGGAACCAACACCUCAAGGAAAUAAUAGCAAUCAUAAUAUUAAUAAUGAAACGAUAGAUGAUUUAAAUAAUUCGACACAAUCAGGAUAUUGUACAUCACUAUUGAGUUCUUUACUCUCAACAUCAAGAAUAUCAUCAAAUACAUCCGAUGCAAUAAAUAACAAUAUUCACAAUAACAAUAAUAAUCAAGAUAGCUCUGGUGGACCACAUUUAACGGGAUCAACAGGUAUUGAACCACCUCACAGUAGCAGUCAAUCGAGUGGACUUGUUGUUGUAGGAGGAGGUUCACCAUCUGAAGUAGUUGGUGUUGACAGCCUUUUAUUGCCAUGGACAACCAGUGGUCCCGAUUUUCUUGAACCGUCGGAUGUUAAACAAACAACAACUGGUUCUAUUCAAGAUACUUGGGAUACACUUUUACUGGGAUCAUCAGUGGGUGUCACUUCUGCCCAUUCAUUGGCUGAAUUGAAACCAUUACCACCAUUUACUGGUUAUACUGGACAUUUGAGUAUUAAUGGAAUACCUGGACAUCAUUAUCACACGAUAGCGUCAUCGGCACACAGACCAACUAUACAAUCAUCAUCUUCACCUACACCAUCUUCUAAUCACGAGUACUAUGAAUCCUCAGUUGUAUCAUCCAGUACACCCUGUCCACAGUCAACUCAAAAAUCAAAUCAACAAUCGCAUCAGUUACCCCAAUCAACAACUCAACAAGUUGAUUAUGAUAUUGAAGACAUUGCUGAAAUAAUAGGUUCUGCUAUUGCAGAUACAACCGUACCCGGUGGUGGUAGUGGUGGUAGUGGUGGUGGAAAUGGUGAUAAUAAUAAUAGUGGUGUUGUUGGUGGUAGUGGUGGUGGUGCUGGUGUUGGUGGUGCUGGUGGUAAUAGUGGAGGUAAUGGACCUGGCUCGGAAAAUGAUCCUGAUAAUUCGAGAGAUUGGAUUGAUAUUGCCGAAUGGAUUGAUACUGCUUGCUCACCAAAAACCCACGAAACCUCGUCACCAAAUCCCUACUCACAAAUAUACGCCUCACAAACAAAUCAUCAGCCUAAUCAUAAUCAUAAUCAUAAUCAUAAUCAUAAUCAUAACCAUAACCAUAAUCAUAAUCACAAUCACAGUCAUAAUCAGCAUGGAUCAACCUUACAAAGUUUAUUAACGACAACGAGUUAUGCACCUUUACUUCAAGCAAGACUUCAAGCUGGUAAUAAUACGGGUCUACAAAAUCCAUCAUGUGGUGAAACACCCUCCUCGACAAGUCCAUAUCCACCAGUUAGUCCACCUGGUAGAGUAUCAACCUCCUGUAGUCCAGAUCAUUUGCUACAUUCUUCGUUUGCUGCACCAUCUCACACGCGAAAACGAUCACGUCCAUCAUCAGCUGGUAAUCAAAAUCCUUCGAAAAAAAAUCCAGCUACUGCAGCAUUACCGUACGGUACCGAAUCAAGUCUUAUUGGUGGUAAAGAAAAACCCGUUCACCGAUGUUCUAUUUGUAAUCGAGGAUUUCUUAAUAAAAGCAAUAUAAAGGUCCAUUUGAGAACCCAUACAGGUGAAAAACCAUUUAGGUGUGAAGUUUGUGGAAAAGCUUUUCGACAAAAAGCUCACCUUAUUAAACAUCAACAAAUUCAUAAAAGAAUCGGUAGGGAU